Penicillium chermesinum is the source of this 270-nucleotide messenger RNA. RefSeq lists its product as uncharacterized. Lineage: Eukaryota; Fungi; Ascomycota; Eurotiomycetes; Eurotiales; Aspergillaceae. Bases 1 to 270 code for a protein of 89 amino acids. The transcript has a single exon. The record is from RefSeq and is a predicted model, not a curated record.
AUGCGCGAAGGUCAAUCAAAGAAGGCCCUGGUCUCUCACUUAGGCCUCCUAUAUAGUAGUACCAUGCAGCAUGCAGCACGAGAAGCAACCACCGAGCUCGGUUCUACCGGCAGAUACCCUAAACGUUACACUGCCUCCACCUAUGAUAUGCUUCCGUUGUGGAGGGCAACGAUCGUCCCGGCAAGGAUCACGAUGGGAGGAUUGACUCCAUUCUGGCGAGGUCCCACCAAUCUUGACUUGACUUUCCUUUUCUGGGCUGCUGCAGAAUGA